This is a messenger RNA of Aspergillus alliaceus, 3706 nucleotides long. RefSeq names its product serine/threonine-protein kinase. Bases 220 to 3591 code for a protein of 1123 amino acids. Lineage: Eukaryota; Fungi; Ascomycota; Eurotiomycetes; Eurotiales; Aspergillaceae. The record is from RefSeq and is a predicted model, not a curated record. The transcript is spliced from 4 exons. Gene Ontology annotation, biological process: protein phosphorylation; negative regulation of glycogen biosynthetic process; intracellular signal transduction. Gene Ontology annotation, cellular component: nucleus; cytoplasm; cytosol. Gene Ontology annotation, molecular function: protein serine/threonine kinase activity; ATP binding.
AGGGAGAGAGAAAACACGAAAAGGGGAUACUCCGUCCAUCCCGCUAAAACAAACUACUUGUGGUCAACGUGCUUUACCAUUCCAUGUAGCAGUAUACAUCACAAACCCGAUUCUUCAAGUUUACUAGUUUCCUCCUUAUACUCGCGGUUUCUUAAGCCUCCCGAGUGCAAUCGGCCCGACCGAUACUGGUCGCUUUUUCGUUAACCUUUUGGGGAAAAUAUGGGGUCAGCUUCCUAUAAUCCCGAUGGCGAACCAAGUCCGUUAUCGUCCCCUUUGGGUCCCCUCUCAGAAUCGCCAGAGACAGAUCCUUUCAUUGGACAUGACUCGGGCCGUACAAACGAUUCAAUGAGAGGCUCAGUGGAAACUCUUUCGUCUUAUGAUCAUCUUCCAAGGUCACCCCUGAUUGAACAUGAACAUGGACUUGGCCCGUCGGGCCUGGAUCGUAUACGCCAACCUUCGCGAGUCCUGACGCUUCCAAACAUAUCAGCCUCGUCACUAAUUCCUGUAACCUCCCGAAGUCACUCACCUUCACCUCGCUCGCGAUCAACCUCGAGGACCUAUUCCACUCGGAUUUCGUUGAAUGACGCAGGCGCCUUAGAGGAUCUUCAUCGGUUCCCUUGUGAAUCCUUACACUCGUACUCAUUUGCCCAACAAUCAGAGGAGUUAUUACAAAGCCGGCAGAAUAUCUUAAAAAGGUCCAUAGACUUCAUGCGCGACCGCUUUGGAUGGGCCGCAAACAGCUCCGGAAUCGCCAAUGCGCAGCCUCGCAUAAGUGGCGACGCAGAGGUCCAAAGUGUCGUGGAAAUGCUGUCAAAGGCGAACGUCAUGGGAAGGGAGGACCGAUAUAACUACACACGGGGCCCGAUGACUGGUCCGGCGGUCGUGGACAGUGUCGACGUUUUCGAGAAAGCAUUCUCCGAGUUUCAGCGUCCGAUGGCCGAGAUCAAGGAACUGCCUCACGGGCAUGCGCCAAUGGCUGAGCAGUCGGAUUCCGUGAGCAAUAUAGCCGGUCCCCUGGUGUCGACUCAAAGGAGAGGCAGGAGGUCCACCCCCUCGUCCAGGCGCGUAAGCUUAAAACGUACAUACACGGAUGUGAGCUCUGCUCCCCUCCAGGGCAAGCUGAUGGAAACUCUAGCACAACCCUAUUCUGCCGUGGAUCCCUUCUCCCCAUCUAGCGUCUCAACUCUGGGAUUUGGACUGCCGGUACCCGCUUUACACACGCAUAGCAGCAAAUGGACUCCAGUCUCACAGGCUGUUUUUAGGACCGAGUCUCGGGCCCCAUGGACCAUAUUGGCGGCCAAUGACUUGUCAUGUCUCGUAUUUGGGGUGACACAAGCAGAGCUCCGCAAAUUAAGUAUCCUAGAAGUCGUACAGAGAGACCGGAGAGGGUGGUUGGAAUCUAAGCUCCGAGAUCCCUCUACGGAUGUCGCGGCCAAGCUUCAGUCCAACCCAGAUAGACCCCGCAUGACGCCAGUCAACCCCAAAUGCAUGGGGAUGGGAAAUGGUGUCACAGCUCAGCUUCUCAGUAAACCACCCUCUCGAGCGAGAAGAGCACAGACCGAUGAUGGGUAUGGUUCCAGCACACGCACCCCACCGCCCCUCAAUCAUCCAUCCACCAAAUCACGCGGUGUUCUGCUGUGCGGCGACGUAGUUCCGAUCCAGAAGCGCAAUGGAGCUAGGGGCUCUGCCAGUGUCUGGGUCAUGGAGAAGCGUGGGGGCUUAAUAUGGGUAAUGGAGGAGAUCCAAGAAGAUGUUGCCUACAUUCGUUGCAACAAGUCCUGGAAUAUUACAGAAACCGAUGGAGAUAUCGACAGAGCCUGGGACCGGGACAUGGUUAAGCCUGGCAUAUCCAUCACAGAGAUCCUUCCUCGCCUUCCCAAGGAGUGUUUAGAUGGUCCAGUUGAUCAGGGUUUAGCAAAACUUUCUGAACUGAAGUACUUUGCUGCGCAGACUGCUGCGGGGACUUGUUUCCCGGUUACUGUCACCAAAGAUAAAGCUUCAGAUAGUUUGCGGAUAUCCAGCUUUCCUCACGUUGCCGGCAUGAUGGUCCUUGCUUCGUCGACGCUGAAGGUCAUCAGUUCAAACUCAGCGUUCUCUGCGGCAUUAUUUGGCUAUGAGCGACCAGAGGGACUACACGUCAACGAGCUAAUCCCCGGGUUUGACGAGUACUUGGCCGUACUUACUGAGGAAGAGGACGUACCCCUAGAAGAUGGAAUUGUGAUCCCUGAACCCAGCUUCCGACGGGCACGAACUCUCUCUAUCCUUCGGGAGGGGAAAGCCAACGUUGCUUCGGUCUUUUUGGAACCCACUGGUCUCACUGCCAAUCACCGUGAUGGCUCAGCGAUUGCUGUGGAUGUCCAACUGCGCGUGGUCAAAAGCGGGACUAUUUUUCCGAAGCAGGAAGAACAAAACCAGAGCAACCAGGAUGAUUCCGAUUCCGAGCAUAAUGACUCUUUUGCCGUAGCCGAACUGGUUUACGCAUUGUGGGUUACGUACUCGAGACAGAUUCACGCUACAGGAGUAGCGAGCCUCUCUUCGCCUCGUACCGCAUCUCCUCGAAUGAGAAGCCCGUCGGUAGUUUCUACAUCUAGCCUACCGUCGGCCAAGAUUUCCCAUUUACCACCGUUGAACACGGAGCAGACAUCUGUGGAGACUCGCAUACCGACAUCUACACUAAGCCAGCAGCUCAGUGAAGCAGCAUCGGAACCGCUCACGGACAAGCCUGUACAGCCUGUUCCUGAGGUAAAGCUGGUUAACGCGAAGGAACCUCCUACGAAACGGACAAUUGCUGACUACGUGAUCAUCGAGGAGAUGGGCCAAGGUGCUUAUGGAGAAGUAAAACUUGCUCGGCAGAAAAGGAAUACAGCUAAAAAGGUCGUAUUGAAGUACGUCACGAAGAAGAGGAUUCUCGUGGAUACUUGGACUCGCGACCGCCGCCUCGGCACCGUCCCGUUAGAGAUUCAUGUCCUGGAUUACCUUCGGCGAGAUGGUCUCAAACAUCCCAAUAUCGUGGAGAUGGAAGGCUUUUUCGAGGAUGACAUUAAUUACUAUAUUGAGAUGAUGCCGCACGGGCUCCCGGGGAUGGACCUCUUCGACUACAUCGAAUUAAAAGCGAAUAUGGACGAAUCCGAGUGCAGAAGCAUCUUCCGGCAGGUCGUGGAUGCUAUCCAUCACCUCCACACGAAAGCUUUGGUUGUUCACCGCGACAUCAAGGACGAGAACGUGAUUCUCGAUGGUGAAGGCAGGAUCAAGCUGAUCGAUUUCGGAAGUGCCGCCUACAUCAAAAAUGGCCCGUUUGAUGUCUUUGUGGGAACCAUUGAUUAUGCGGCACCGGAAGUCCUUCAAGGCAAAUCCUACCGAGGCAAAGAGCAAGAUAUCUGGGCUCUUGGUAUUCUGCUUUAUACAAUUGUUUACAAGGAAAAUCCAUUCUACAACGUCGACGAGAUCCUCGACCACCCACUUCGAAUCCCAUUCCUGCCCUUUUCGGAGGAUUGCAUUGACUUGAUCAGACGGAUGCUCGACCGAGACGUCGACAACCGUCUCACAAUUACUGAAAUCAUAGAGCAUCCAUGGAUGACUGACAGCGAAUAGAGUCUUUUUGAUACCUAUGUGCCACGCAUUAUGCAUGGCAUGCCAUUUAAUUAUGGACACGGAGGGAAACCUCAAAAGAAAUAUAUAUGAGGGUGUUAUUCACGAGCACAGCCAU